AUGACCGGCGAUUGGUUGUCACACGUGACCGACUUCUGGCUCACGUACGGCACUGGGAAUCACCCGAACGUACUGUUCAUAGCGUACGAGGAGUUGAUCGCAGACUCGGCGGCAAUGAUUGACACAAUUGCCCGCUUUCUCGGCAAACAGUUUACGGCCGAAACGGUGGCCAACAUUACGACCCACUGUUCGUUGAAGAUUAUGCGCGACAAUCCAAUGGCCAAUCGGUCCAAACUGGUGACCCGUUACAGCAAACCCGGAGCACAAUUCGUCCGGAAAGGUAUAAUUGGCGACUGGAGGGCACACAUGACAAACUCACAGUCGGCACAGUUUGACGAGCGCUUUGGGCAACCGUUGCGGGCAAUUGGGCUCCGGGUGUGUGACGACGUGCUCACCGCCGAGCGCUGUAUGCAAACAACCGGACGUAUUAUUAAUAAUGUUUAA
Molecule: messenger RNA, 444 nt
Organism: Medioppia subpectinata
Lineage: Eukaryota; Metazoa; Arthropoda; Arachnida; Sarcoptiformes; Oppiidae
Source: the annotation of a GenBank genome assembly